Punica granatum (pomegranate) is the source of this 850-nucleotide messenger RNA. Lineage: Eukaryota; Viridiplantae; Streptophyta; Magnoliopsida; Myrtales; Lythraceae. The record is from RefSeq and is a predicted model, not a curated record.
CCACCUUACCCGCCAAUUAACAUUCCCUCCUCCUGAUAUCUGACAUAAUCUCCCGCUCAGAACCCUCUUCCCCAGCUUCUCCAGCAUGCAGGCAGUUCAUGCCUUCCAUGUUUUGAUGAACGCAAUCUCAUUCACCGGAUGAUUGCGGAAGAGUGUUCAUGAGAAUGAAGAGGUCAUCGACGUUGUCAUGCUCGGGACAUCAGCAUCCCCGUCUUCGUACUAGAUCACCGGUGUCUCUGAGGGCUAUCCUUUCCACGGUCCUCGUGCUUUUAGGUCUCGUGUGGUUCCUCUUGUCUGCAGUAUUCCAUGUCAGCUACGUUCCCCGGACUGUCGAGAGGUCGACAUCCUCAAGAAGGACAAGUUUAUCGACCGAACUGUUCAAACAGUACUUGAAGGUGGUUGCAGGAGAAGAAAGGAACCAGCCAUCACCUUCUACUUGGGAUAAUUUGGACCUCAAUUAUGUCAGCAAGAGAAGAGUCCCUAGUGGCCCCGACCCCAUCCACAACAGGAGAGCAGUGAAGUAUAGACAACCUCCCGGAGCUUGAAGCGAGCUAAAUCGACCGUUACAGAAAUGCAUUGCUCACUGAGUUCGCCGGAAGAAGAAUUCACUGGUGGAUCACAACCAGCUCGUGAUUAAGUUGAAGUGCCGUGAUCUCCGCACAUUUAAGCCGGAAGUUUUUUGAUUGAUGGAGGAAUGUGGUAGUGCUAGGCUUUCAUCAUUCAAUGUAAAGAAGUGGUUUUGCGAUGUUAUGCUGUCUUGAAAGUACUCUGUGUUCUAAUAUCUUUUGUUUCAUCGGUUCAAUUAACAUGUAACGUUGAUUAUAUAAUGACAUCCUUUUGUAUUUGAAUA